UAAAAGAAAAAAAUUAAAAAGAUUCUUGCAGGAUGUUAUGAAAUAUUAAAAACUGGUUUCGAAGAACUUUCAACUUGUUUUUUGAUUUGUCGAUAAGAUAGAAGAACAUUAACAAGAAUGUCGAUUUUCAUUUUGAAAAUAUUUUCUAUCAUUUUGCUGUGUUCGUCAGUUAUCUCCGACGAUUUCCCGUAUCCCAAAGAUGCUCCCACUAAAAUCGACGAUUGCAGGGAUGUCAUUUUUAAUUGCGAUUGCGGAAGUCCAGGUUAUAAAUUUCAAGCCGUAUUUAAACAAUGCCAUUUCUGGAAUCCCCCCGAAGCGGCUUGUGCUCGAUUUUCUAACUGCUUAGAAUGCGAAGAUGGAGUUGACAGAUGCGUAGCUUGUCCUCGAGGAAAAUAUGGAAGAUGGUGCAAUGGAAGAUGCAAUUGUGAAAAUGGAGGUACUUGUAACAAAGAAGACGGAUCGUGUAUUUGUCCAUCCGGAUACCAAGGAGAAAGAUGCGAAAUUAGAAAAGUAAUAACAACGGGAGAAUUAAAUUGCCAUACCAAAGCUAGUACUUUAAUGAAGUAUGGAAAAAAUACUCAGAUAAAUGUUACUUGUCCCAAUGGAUGCAAAGAAGCCAAUGGUGAUGUAUGGGGCACGUCUAUUUAUACCGAAGAGUCUUCCGUCUGUAGAGCUGCUAUUCAUGCCAGAGUUUUGAAUAACAAUGGGGGUAAAGUGACCGUGGUUGAUAAUGGAAUUUAUUCUGAAUUUAUUGGCUCCAAUACAGAAAUUUCUUCUAAGAGCAUUUCUAGAAAAGUGAAAAGUUUUCGCUUUGAAAGUUUCAAAGAAGGAGGACCAGAAAGAAAAAGAGAAAAAUGCCCAGCUAAUUGGAUUCCAAAUGACAGUGGUUGCAUUUUAUUUUCAUCAUCAGUUGGUGCUUGGAAAAUAGUUGAUAACUGUAUAGAGUAAAUGAAUAUUUAUACAUAUUCAUGGAUAUUAUUAUUCCA
Centruroides sculpturatus (bark scorpion) is the source of this 986-nucleotide messenger RNA. RefSeq names its product limulus clotting factor C-like. The coding region runs from base 118 to 948 and encodes 276 amino acids. The record is from RefSeq and is a predicted model, not a curated record. NCBI's taxonomy places the organism in Eukaryota, Metazoa, Arthropoda, Arachnida, Scorpiones, Buthidae. The transcript has 8 exons.